GUAAUAUAUUACCAAAAAAUAUUCCUAGGAUAUAUAUGUUUUUAUAGAUAGAUUUUUUCAAAUACGCAUAGCGCGAAAACCCUAGAGAAGGUAUGGUGACUGGUGUUGUUGCUCGUUUUCUAUUCUCCGCCGGAAAGCAGGCCACCAGCACAGCGUCCGCUCGCUCCGUCUCUUCUCUCCCAUCGUGCGGCAACUUCCUCUAUUUAUCCUCCCUCCUCCGCCACCGACCGUUGGCCUCCCGCAUCCGACCCCUUUAUGCGGCGCGGCGAGGGUUCGUGACCAGUCAUAGCGUCAAUUUUGCUCGAUGGACGCGAUUCCGACCCCCCAAGGAUCCCAGCCCUACUAUGUUCUCAGAUCUUCCCUCAAAAGAGUCAAUUUUGCACCCCGGGUGCGAUUUCGAGCACUGGCUUGUUGUUGUGGAAAAGCCAGAGGGCAAUCCAACGAGGGAUGAGAUAAUCGACAGCUACAUCAAACUUCUAGCUCGGGUCGUUGGGAGCGAGGAAGAGGCGAGGAUGAGGAUCUACUCUGUCUCAACAAGAUGCUAUUACACAUUUGGGGCUUUUGUGCCAGAGGAAAUCUCUUACAAACUAAAAGAGUUGGAUGGAGUUCGAUGGGUGCUUCCAGAUGCCUACGCGGAUCCUGAAAAAAAAGAUUAUGGAGGGGAGCCUUUUAUAAAUGGGCAGGCAGUGCCAUAUGAUCCCAAAUAUCACGAGGAGUGGGAAAGGGUCAAUGCACGACAACGCGCCCGUGGAAUUAACUAUGACAGCCCCUUGGUCGGAUUCAAAGCAGCAGCUGGGAAAGAUGAACUCAAAUUAUCUUCAUAUUACGUUCUAAGACGCUGGACUACAAAGGAAAAAGUGUUUGAUGUUCAUGGAAUCUCAUCGAGGGACAAGAAGAUGAAGCUAUUUCACAAAAUUUGAGAGGUUUUUUAAAGUGUAUGCUAGCUGCUGGGAGGGACUCAAACAAGCUCCAUGUUAUUAAUCAAAAAAUUCAAAUUGCUUUGAAAGAAGUGCAAGAGUUGAGUGGUGAUACAACUGAGAGCAAGCUGGAGAAAGCAAUGGAACAACAAGGCAAGAGGCUGAGGCGGUGCAGAGCGUGUGGAGAAAAAGCAAACCAUGAUAGCCGCAAUUGCCCCACCAAACAUUAGUUGUGGUAUAACAAGUGAUUUC
Molecule: messenger RNA, 1169 nt
Organism: Cuscuta campestris
Lineage: Eukaryota; Viridiplantae; Streptophyta; Magnoliopsida; Solanales; Convolvulaceae
Source: the annotation of a GenBank genome assembly